AUGUACACCUCAACCAUCCUCCUCAUCGCGGCUGCGGCUACUGCUGCCGUCGCCGCCCCAGUAACCACCAUCAAGACAACCAACCCCACCAAGACCAUCGCCGUCGCGCCUGCCUCAGCCGGCAUGGUCGACACAGAGGGUCAAUGCAUUCAUCCUCCACGCGACGCCGCUGCUGACAUCGCUUCUGUCGCCACGGCCGCUGCUCGGGUCGCUGGAGGGGAGACGCAGGAGGAGUACAACCAUAAGCUUGUCAAGAUGGAUAAGGCGAGGGAGCAUGUAUGGCGCGACUACAUGAUGGAUGGCGAACUAGACGAUGGAUGGUGGGCUAUAUGA
Molecule: messenger RNA, 333 nt
Organism: Alternaria rosae
Lineage: Eukaryota; Fungi; Ascomycota; Dothideomycetes; Pleosporales; Pleosporaceae
Exons: 2
Coding region: 1-333 (110 amino acids)
Source: RefSeq, a predicted model, not a curated record